Penaeus indicus is the source of this 5973-nucleotide messenger RNA. Its product is annotated as dnaJ homolog subfamily B member 12-like. Gene Ontology annotation, molecular function: Hsp70 protein binding. Gene Ontology annotation, cellular component: endoplasmic reticulum membrane. The transcript is spliced from 8 exons. The record is from RefSeq and is a predicted model, not a curated record. The coding region runs from base 36 to 1253 and encodes 405 amino acids. NCBI's taxonomy places the organism in Eukaryota, Metazoa, Arthropoda, Malacostraca, Decapoda, Penaeidae. Gene Ontology annotation, biological process: cellular response to misfolded protein.
UCAUCGCGAGUGUUUACACCUGGAAAUACCCAGCGAUGGUUCACGACGGGAACAAGGACGAGGCGGAGAAAUGCUUGAGCCUGGCGCAGAAACACUUUAAGGAAGGCAACCGGGACAAGGCCAAGAGGUUCGCGCAGAAGGCAGAGAGGCUGUACCCGACGAAGGAGACCGAAGCCUUCCUUGAUUUGCUGAACCGACUAAACGACACGACGAGUCACACGCAGCACAGCAAUGGCACUGCUGGGAGUGAUGGAGACAGAGGAGGGGGCGGAGGGGGCCGGGGAGGGGGCACUAGCAGCGAGGGUUUCCGACAACGACGCACAGCAAGUGCAAGUGACGAAAGAACAGGCUCUUCAAACAGCACCUCCGUAAAUUCUACAGGGGAGUACACCCAGGAGCAGGUGGACUCUGUGAAAAGAAUCAUGAGGUGUAAAGAUUACUACGAGAUUUUAGGCCUGACAAAAGAUGCAACAGAGAGUGAUCUCAAGAAAGCAUAUAGGAAGUUAGCACUACAAUUUCACCCUGACAAAAACAAGGCACCCGGAGCAGGAGAGGCUUUUAAAGCUGUAGGUAAUGCCUUUGCUGUGCUGAGCGACACGGAGAAGAGAAAGCAGUACGACCUCUACGGCCAUGAAGAGCAGAGUUCCACCAGCCACCACAGAAGCUCCGGUGCCCAUGACUUCACCCGAGGUUAUGAGGGUGACAUGACUGCCGAGGAGCUCUUCAACAUGUUCUUCGGGGGCGGGUACCCUGGGGGCAACGUAUACGUGCGCCGGGGAGGGCGGUGGGAGCGAGCCGGCCACGGAGGGGGAGGCCCAAGGUACCACGGGCAGCAGGGGCACCACCACCAGGCCGCACACUCAGAGCAGUCAAACCUCUCGGUGUUUCUGCAGCUGAUGCCCCUCCUGCUCAUCCUACUGCUGUCCUUGGCCUCGUCUCUGCUGUCGUCCGACCCCACCUACUCCCUCUCGCCCACCAGCAAGUACAGUGUCCAGCGUACUACCUCAAACCUUGGGGUCUCCUACUACGUGAAGCCUGACUUUUCGACUGACUACCAAGGAAACAUUAGGCGGUUAGAGCAGCAUGUGGAGGAGGACUAUGUAUCCACUUUACGAAACGCUUGCUUUAAGGAGAAGAAUUACAAGGAAAAUAUGAUAUGGAGAGCCCGGUCCUUUGGCGAUGCACAGAUGUUCAAGAGAGCCCAGGAGUUACGAACCCCUUCGUGCGACUCGCUCCAGAGUCUCUAUAGUUAAGGAUGCACUCCACAAUAAGCUCUGUUAAUGUAGAUCUUGAGCAUUGCUUCAUUCUGCUGUAUGCAGGGAGGCAUAAUCUCUGGUGAGCUGUCAAGGAACAGCACGUGGAAGCUAUUCAGAUGCAGCAGAGAGAGGAAGGAGAGAGAGAGAGAGAGAGAAAAGGAAACUAUGUCAAGCACGUUUUCAUCCAAACUACCCACCUUGCCCUCCAUGCCUUCCUCUCAGACUCUACGGGACGGUUUCUUUCAGGCAGGAGAGAUGAAGCACAUGUAGCUGGGAGAUGACACUGUUAUUUUUGGAUGUUGUGCCUGCAUCUUGUCUUCUUACGAUUGUCUGUUGUUGUUUAUUGUUCCUAGGAGUAUUACUCACUGGUCUUUGGAAUAGUUCUUGCAUUAUACCCCCCCCCCCCCCAUCCCUCCUUUUCUUCUCAUUUUCUUUCUCCUUUAAAAAAAAAAUGUGCAAUAUGCAAAUGAAGCCCAGCCCAGUAAUAUGGCUUGGGUGUAUACUUGUCCCAUUCUGCAUACGUAAGUGAUGCAGCCGCUGCAAGCUUUGUUCUUUCAGUGACAGUGAGAACAAAUCACUCUGGUUUCAACACUGCAUUGUUGCUUAUAUCAUCAUACCCGUCUCAGGUUGCAUAAAGGAAGAAAGAGAGAGAGAGAGACUGAAACAGAGAAAAAAUUAAGAUGUACUUUGUGGAAGUAAUUAGCAUGUUGUGAACACCCAGAAGAUUGAUAAUGCUCUCCUACUUAAAUGAACACUUGAACAGUACUCAUUGUGAAAGAGGAUCAUUGGGUAUGUGGCCUUUAAAAACUUGUUGAUUUUUAAGUCAUUCCUUUAUUUUGUGUCCAGGAUAUCUGUAAAUUGGUUUAAGGGUUAGCAGCAUUUUGCUUUGUCUGGCAUUGUUCAAUGAGAUUUUAUUGUUAUUGUUAUUGCUAUUAUUAUUAUUAGUCAUUUUAUUAUUGAUAUUAUUAUUAUCAUCAUUUUAUUAUUAUUGAUAUCAUUAUUAUAGAUAUCUUUAUUAUUAUUGAUAUCAUUAUUAUAGAUAUCUUUAUUAUUAUUAUCAUCAUUAUCAUCAUCAUUAUUAGUACUACUACUACUACAAGUAUUAUUAUUUUCCUUCUUUUUUAAACAUAUAUCUCAUGUGCAUGUGUGUUUUUUGUGUGUGUAUUAUUCACAAAGCUCUUGUGUUGUAUAUACUUUGUUUAUACAUAAUAAUGAAUCUAUAUGUAGAGUAAGAGUAUGUAGAAAAUGAUAAACCAAUUUGGCUGCAAUCGAGUGAGUGGUUGUCAAAGUAGGAGAUUAAAUUUAUUGAAAAUGUCAGAUUAUAUAAAGGUAGAAAAAUCAUGAAAAUUGGGAAAAGUAUGAAAACUUACCUUUACAAAUAAAAAAUAAAUAAAGAAUAAAAAUUUUCUUGUAUCAUUGAAUCUUGUGAGAUAAAUUAAACAAAGACAGACUUGCAGAGCUGAAUUUGUAAAAUUUUGAGAUUUUAUUUUAUGCUGGACUGAUAUGUACCUAAAUCUUGUCUCGGCAUUUACUUUUUAAUCAUUUUAUUUUUCAUUUCUCCCCCUCAGUCAUAGAAUAUAAAUUCUUUAGACAAUGAAAUGGAUUAUAGGACAUGUAAUACAACAGUUAGAUUUUUCCCGCCUUCUUAUGUAAACAUUUUGGUCAAACUGUCUGAUUCUUCGACAGGAUGCUUAUGUUUGGAGUUGUAUCAACACAUUGUUUGUAUUUUGUUGUAGUAUCCUACAGCAAAAUAAGUUUUCGUUUAUUAGGAAAUAAGAUUUGAAAAAAGAAAAAUCAUGCUUUUUAUAUGAGCAUAACUAGUAAUAAAGCAGUUUUGUAUGUGAAUUAAUGAACAGCUGGUUAGAGAGAAAGAGAGAGCAAGUUAUGCUCAUACAAACACAUGAGAGAAAGAAAGAGUAAGUGACAAAGUGAGAGAGAGAAAGAGAUUAAUACAGGAAAGGCAGACAGAUCUUGUCAUCUUUUGCAUACAUUGUCUAGUCAUGUCUUCAAUUACUUUAGACCAGCUAUGCUAUCCAUAUCAUUCUAAAAGGACUCAUACUUUGCUAGAUGUGUGCUGGUUAACAUAGGAAUGCUAAUUACCAUUAAUACUAUUAUUGAAAAUUUUGUGUAGUGAAAGAGAAACACACACAAUACUGAUGAUGAUGAUGAUGCAACCAAGCUGCAGUCAAGAGAUGUAGGAAUGUUAAAUUCAUACUGCCUUAAGUCCUUCUUUGGUUGUAGCUCUGGGAAGUAUACAAGGAACAACUCUUACUGGGUGUGGGACUUGUUGGCGAGUUAAACUUUUGAACAUCCUGGUAUAUAAAACUUUUUCUGUAAAGUUCAUGUAUGGGACUGUUUAUUUUUAAUAGACUAUCCUUUGUAUUUUUUAGUUUUUAAGCUAGUGGAUUUGGUGUAUUUAUACUUGUGAGAUAGUGUUCAUAGAAUGUCUAUUUUCUGGUGGAUAUGAUUUUAGAUGUGUAUGCUAAGCUCUGUUGAUGUGCAUUCUGGUUAUUGUUACUGUGAAUGAAAACUGGGGGAAAUUUUUCUUAGUUGUUUUAAAGAUGUAUACUGUUAGGAUUUAUGAUUUGUUUGUAUGAUGGAAGUUAGAACUAGACAAACAUUUAUCUUCAUUAACUUACUAGAGUUUUGCCAAGUUUCCUCUUCUGUUUGCCAUUGUCUUCAGAAUGUUAAGCUCGUUCUGAAGUUGUGUGGUGCAAUGGUAGGGAUCUCAUCUAGCAGUCUUGGUGACCUGUGUUCUAAUCCCCUGCUGCCAGUGGAUGGCAAUCCCGGCCAUUCCUAGCACAUGGGAUAAUUUAGAAGCAAAAUGAGACAGACGGCAUGUCACACCAGGAAUAUCCAUUGUAACAAAUGGAAUCAAACUAAAUUGAUUAGAUUAAUUUGUUAAUUCCUUCUAGGGGUAUGUAUGCAGAUUGAAAAUUAAACUAAAGACCUCUGCAUGGAAAUUGAUCCACAAACAGAGACAUCCCAAGGCUCUGUGAGGGUUUUGCAGCAUUUGAUUUGCACGUUACAGUGCUUGAUAUUUUCCAUUUCAUAUUUUAGCCAAAAUUUCAGUGUGAUUAUUUAAUAGUAGAACUCCCAUGAAAUUCACUGGUUAUGAUAUAUCCUUCAGAAUUUUUUGCUUAUCGUACUGUUGAAGUUCAAAGAAAACAGUGUGAGACAGCUGGUAAUGAUUUAGAGGUUUUUAUGUUAUUGAAUGUGAAGUCAUUGUUGAGGAAAUCAAAGGAAUUAAAAUCCAUACAAGGAGCAGAAGCUUGGAGGUCUGGAUGGAUGCAUGUUGUGUGGUCUGCAUGGGAUAUCUUUUCCUCAUUCCUUUUUCAUUCUUACUUGCUUUUCUUUUCUUUUUUUUCCUUUUUUUUAAAUAAAUAUUGAUAUUGGGUUUUUUAUUUUUCUCAUUUCUAUAUCUUUUCUUUUUUGUAACAGAAAAAUGUGUAGCUUAUUAAUUUUUCAACAAUAUAAAGAAUGAAUGUCAAGAUGCAAUACACCUACCUAACUUGGAAUAGCUUUUGAAAUGACAGAGAGAGAGAGGGGGGGGGGGGAUGUAAUGUUGUUUGUAUAGGCAUACAAUUGGAGCAGGAGUUUGGAAAAGAAGAAAUGAAAAAGACAUUUGUAAAUGCUUAAAAAUACCUUUGGUUUAAAUAAAUAUAUAUAUAUUUAUGUGUGUAUAUAUAUAUAUAAACAUUUAUUGUUCAUUAGUUCUUUCUGUUUUUUCCUUUAUUCAUUCCUUGUUUAAUUCCAGUUUUUAAAGUGAGUCAUUACUUUUAAUUUUCAUAUCUUUGAAAGCCUUUUGUCUAUUUCAAAUCUUUCACAUUUGAUUACAUCAAGUAUUGAUAGACACUUUCUUCUAUUGAAAAAUGAAUUAUGAUGUUCACUUUAUUACUGUUAUUAUUGGGCAUAGUUCUCUAAGUUUCCAUUGUUGGGAGUCAUCCGCAUGAAAGCAGGCUACUUUUGGAAUGUCUGGAAUUUCUGCAUUAUCUAAUCAUCCAGAUUGUUCCUAUAGUAAAGUGUAUGUGUGCAAAAUCAGGCUUUGCACAGAACUAUGUGUGUGUCUUUGUGUGUGUAUCAUGUGCACUCAUGCUUGUGCAUAUAUUCUGCAGUUGUACAUAAUGACCUUAAAUGUUUUGUCAUACUCCAAGGCAGGUGAUGAAGAAAGUAGAAAGAGCUGCUUCCCUCCAACGAGGGGCAACAGCUGCGUAUAUCAUGUACAGUUUCAUUUCAUUAUGCAUAUACAGGUUCUUGCCUUGCUAUCAUUUUACAAGUCAUUAGUUUUCUUUUACCUGUGCCGAUGUGCAUCCUUAGGGAUAAAACGAUAAGGAGGUCAAAUGGUGAAAAAAUGCACAUUUCUUUCUUCAUCUGUGAAUACCUCUGGGGAAUGUUUGUUGAUGGCUGGUGGACAAGUGCACAUCAGAGGGCACAGGCAUGGAGUGAGAGACUGCUUGAGUGGAUGGAAGAGGGUUUUUAAUAUUUAUUGUCAUCAGCGGAUACUGUUCAACAUACUGUGUAUGUACCUUUAAUAAAAAAAUGUAUAUAAUAUUACAGUAUAUAUGGUAUUGAAUAUAUUGCUGCACAGAAUGGUUGGCUAAAAAUACCUUUUGUACAUUUGAGUUCCAGUAUUUGUAUAGUUAUGUAUAUUGCCCAAAUCUUGAAGAUAAUGGUAUUGUACCCUCUUAAUCAGUAAAUAUUAAAAUAAAAAAUCUUU